UGCGCCAAACGUGCGGAAAUGAGACUUUUCUGACGUCAGUCGGGUCCUGAUCGACCGUCCUUAGUUAACCGUUCAAGAAACGUCCCCUCGUGAGCUCUGCACCGUUUGCCCUGCACGCGAGUGAUGACGUCGUUCCCUAGCAACCGACUAACGCGUCGUAGCGACCGUCCCUGAGAGCGAAGAGGCGGGAAGGCCUUUGGUGUUGUCGUUAUUUUCGGUUUUAACGUCGUUUUUGUACCAAAGUUCGGAUUUUACCGGAUACGUCUGAGCGCGAGACGUUUGUUAAUGUUUCCCGCGCUUCAGCAGCCAACAGAAAGUUCCUGGGAAACGGUGAGAGGUGUUUGGACAGGGACUUCCUGAUGGAUGAGACGGUGAGGCCUCUGAGGAUUCCUCCUCAGGCGUUCGUCUACGCCGACAAACACAACGUGGCCCAGCUGGUGCAGAGCAUGCUGUGCAGCCUGGUGAUCGAUCAGCCUGUUGAUCCGAUCUCCUACCUGAUCGGGCUGCUGCAGAGGAGCAGCGAUGAUGUCCCCAGGGUCAUAGUGCUGGGACCUCCUGCUGUCGGCAAACACACCGUGGCCAAAAAGCUGAGCGCCGAGCUGAGAGCUGUUCACGUGACCGAAGGCAGUUUACUGCAGUACCAAUCAGAGCUGAGCGUGCACGCCGAGCAGGAGCUUUCGGAGGGGGAGCUGGUUGGACUGGUUCAGCAGAGGCUGAAGGAGAUGGACUGCUUCCACCGGGAGCGUGGAUGUGCAGAUGAAGAUGAACCGUUAGCACUUCCAAGAGCUUCCAACAGAACCGGGACAGAACAGAGAGCAGGCACCUUGCUGGCUUUCGUCCGGACUCGUCAGCGCUCCAGAACUCCCAGAAUCCUCCUGCUGGGACCACCGGGGUCUGGAAAGAGCCGUCAAGCCCAGCUGCUGUCAGAGAAGUACGGGAUGGUGGACGUGAGCUGUGGUCGCUUGCUGAGGUCUGUAGCUGCAGCUGGUUCCAGUGGAGGAGCAGAGGUCCAGGCGUACCUGGAUGGCGGACGUCCAGUUCCAGACUCGCUGCUGCUGCAGGUCCUGGAGGAGCGGCUGAGCCGACCCGACUGCACCCGCGGGGGCUGGAUCCUGCACGGCUUCCCCUGCGACCUGCAGCAGGCCCGGAGCCUGCAGGAGAGCCACCAGCAGCCCAACAGGGUUUUCUUCCUGGAGCUGACCGAUGACGUUUGCCUGGAGAGACUCAGUCUGAGAGCCACAGACCCGGUCAGCGGUCAGAGGUCAGGAACCUUUAACCUUCUCCAGCCUUCAGAUUUACCUGUGACGGGAAAAUUCCCACUGCAGGGAGAACACGUCUGCAUCAGCCUGUCGGCCCUGUGAUGUAACACACACACGUGUAGGCACACACAGUGCUGAUGGUGACCGUGUGUGUGUGUGUGCGUGUGU
Neolamprologus brichardi is the source of this 1427-nucleotide messenger RNA. Lineage: Eukaryota; Metazoa; Chordata; Actinopteri; Cichliformes; Cichlidae. The record is from RefSeq and is a predicted model, not a curated record.